Eriocheir sinensis (Chinese mitten crab) is the source of this 1582-nucleotide messenger RNA. RefSeq lists its product as uncharacterized. The record is from RefSeq and is a predicted model, not a curated record. The transcript has 2 exons. The coding region runs from base 424 to 849 and encodes 141 amino acids. Lineage: Eukaryota; Metazoa; Arthropoda; Malacostraca; Decapoda; Varunidae.
UUAUCCAAAGGGUCCCUGUCAAGAUGGCCCCGCUGCCGUACAACUGAGGGUCUCGACUUCUGGACAGUUUUAGAUUCAGCCCCCGCGGCCAGUCUCCCGCACACACACUGACGACCAGCAACAAAAGAAAACCUGGAACUUCGUAUUUAAACCGCAUGAGCUUCAGUAUAGGACGUGGAGGAGCGUGUGUGGGGCAGCAAGACGUCCGUGGGUGAGGGACGGGCCAGCCUGCUCCGCCCGUGCCGCCCCGCCGCCCGUGACAGCCGCCGCCCGUGCCCCGCCAUGCACUAACAGGGAGGCGGCGCCGUGCCCGGGCUCGUCGCGGCGGGAGGGUUCCUGCCAUGACACGAGGCAGCAGGAGAGCAGCGGCAGGCGCGUGAUCGACCAGCAGACAGCACCCGCCGCCGCCCGCGUCAGUAGGUGAUGAAGCGGGGGAGAGACCAGACGCCGGAGGAGGAGCCGCUCACCAAGCGCAUCAACAACCUGCACCUCGACAACUCCUCACAGAUGCUGAAUCACGUGCUGAAUGGCUCCGCCCUGCCAACUGGUGCGUCUGUCCCGGGCCUCACCCAGGAGAGGCUGCUCAACGGCCUGGCAGCCAGCGCCUCACUCCCAGACUGUGGCCUGGGCCAGGCGAGUGCAAGCCUGCCAGGGCCGAGCCAGGGAGGGGCGCCGCAGGGCAUGCGUGAGCUGGAGGACAUGAUAUCGCAGAGGGAGCUGCCGGAGUCCCUGAGUAUGACCUACCCUGACCUCAACCCCACCAAUAACCACCAGUACUUUGCCUUUAACAAGCUGCUCCACCACCUCCACCUGGAGCGGCUUCGCAGGACAGGCAAGCUUCCCCUCUAAUGCAGUAACACUUGUAGUUUGUUGAAGGUCAGGGAGUAUUUCCCAUUCAUUCAAUGCAAAUGUGAAAGCAAGAGUUCUUGUUCCCAAAUAUGUGAAAGGACAGAGGACAGAGCUCUGUACUAGUUCAAAAUGUAUGGUGGCCCUCUGUGACUGUGUGUCUGUGUUUGUGUGUGUGGUUAGUUGUGUUUGUGUAGUGUGCAAUGCAUAGUUAAGGUCAUGGAUCACUCAGCUGUGUCAGGAGGUGUUCGCAGCGGCUACCGUGAGGGGUCAGCCGUGUGUGUGCUCAAUGGGGCCAAGCCCUGAACUCUGCCAGCCCCUUCAGCUGGGCACAAGCCAUCUCAGUGGGUGAGGCUCAGAGGCCAAGCAGAAUCUCACAACCAGGGAUGUAAAAGCCAAACAUUGUGCAUUGUAAUACUUUUUGUAUCGUAAGUUUUUUAUUGCUCGGAUGUUUGUCCAGAGAGAAUAAAUGCUUGAUAGUCAGUAUGAGUUGGUGGCUCAGCAGUGGGCAGGAGCAAGCCACAGUGUAACACUGAAGUCACUGUUCACCUUUGUUACACUGUGUUGGCAUUGAGGGUGUUUGUGUUAGGGUUGUGGCAGUGCAGGAGCCCCUCAAGGCAGUGCUGCCAAGCCUGGCUCACCACCAGCCUCAUGACUGACCAAAGAAAUGUUGUUAUUUAAGGGCAAUUAUCUUUUUUAUUCACAUUGUUGACACAAAUAAAGGAAAUACCGUUGA